AUGAUGACUGAAACGAUGCCGUCAUCUCUUAAUCGGAGAAUUUUGGACACCGAUGGCGAUGUAGUAGCCCGUUGGUCAGUUCCCAUGCAAGAUAUCGUACACCUCGUCGAAUUUGAACACGGAACCACCACCGGAAAACGUGUGUGCAGAGUCGAUGGCGAGGUGGUUCUCCGCUACGACUGGAAAUUCAAACUCGUUGGAAAAGACGAUUUUGAGAUCGGUUCUACAAAAUGCUCGAUCAACGUCGAAGCCCUUGGCACGUUUGCUUAUAGCUAUUCCUUAGAAGUGGAUGGAAAAAAGUUCGAGACAUUCCGGGAGGAAAUGAAGCGGAAAUUAAUUUCUUGGAAGACGAACAUCGCCGGGCAGGAAACUCGGAUAUGUCUGGAUAAAGACACAAUGGAGGUUUGGGCGAAUGGUGUAAAAAUGGAUACAGCGGGAGAAUUUGUCGAAGGUGGAUCGGAAACGCAUUUUGAGCUAAAAGGCUCGGUCUGUGUCAUAAAAGCCAUUUCUUCCGGCAGAAAACGGACCGGUGUCACUCAGGAACUCUACGUCAAUAAUAAGCACGUCCCCAGAUGCCUGAAAGAA
Mesorhabditis spiculigera is the source of this 585-nucleotide messenger RNA. NCBI's taxonomy places the organism in Eukaryota, Metazoa, Nematoda, Chromadorea, Rhabditida, Rhabditidae. The record is from the annotation of a GenBank genome assembly.